AUGUCAAGUCGGCGACUUCAAAGUCAUAUUCGAGAAAUUGACUUCAUCGGAACAAUUGCGUGUUUAUACAACAAAGAAGAAACUUACGGCUAUAAUAAGAUUCGAGAGUUCUUCAAUACUGACAGAGACAAGCCACGAUUUUGGAUUCUUUUCAAUCUCAUCAUUUACCAUACUCAAGAUUCAAGAUUUAACCGAUUUGUUAUGAGAUUGUUUGAAAAGGUCUCUCCAUUUACAACUAAAGUUCCACCGAUAGUUUAUAUGCUUCUUGCUAAUUACUGUUUACUUUCUAACAGUUAUAAACAUGCUCUCAAUCAUUAUGAUGAAAUUUAUCGACGUUUUCAACAACCACUCGUUGCAAUGAUCCUUGCAAUUUUAUACGCUUUGAUUGCAAAUCAAAAGCAUUCAAAUCGAAAGCAAAAUCUUAUUGUGCAAGCGAUAAAUUAUAUGGCAUAUUUCUCAUUUUUUUUUCUUUCUAUAGUACUCCCUUGA
Messenger RNA from Clunio marinus, 489 nucleotides. The record is from the annotation of a GenBank genome assembly. Lineage: Eukaryota; Metazoa; Arthropoda; Insecta; Diptera; Chironomidae.